UUGGACAACCAGUGUAUUUCUUUCUAUUUUAAUUAGCUAGCUCCAUAGCUAAACAAAGACCUGCUACAUUAUCACUGAGGAAAUUAGGUUUUGUUAAUUCCGAGCAACCUUUCCGCAUGAAGCUGUCUAUCAAAUAUGGGGGAUGUCAGUGAGGCAUGUUUGCUGGAUUAUAUUUAUUGCUCAGGAGGAAAAGUUACAAAUACAGACUUGUUAAAAACGUAUAAACCUUAUAUAAGCCAUAGCGAUUUGCAUCUUCGUGCCAAAUACAGAGAGGAGUUCAAACGCAUCAUCGACACUAUUGCUGUGUGUAAAUCUGAGAAUGGAGAGAAAUACCUUGUCCUCAAAAAGAAGUAUAAACAGCUGAUGCAGGAGCGUGAGUCUAAGAGUGGAGCUGAGGCUGAGGCAGAGGCAGGGAGGCAGUGUGAUCUCACAGAGCUCCGGAGCUGGGCGCCAGCACGACAGCCAAGCCCGACUUCGAUGGAUGUCGAGCAAAGUAGGAAACCAGCGCUGGUGGCCUGGUGUGAAGCACCUGCUAUUACAGUCUCUGAAGCCCAAGUGGAAGAGCCUAUAGAAGAUGUGAGAGCAGAGAGACAGUUGACAGAGCCUGCAGACACAGAGGAGGAGCUGGACAAAGUCUCAGAGUCAAAGUCAGAAUCAGAGCAAGAGGAGGAAUGUACUGGCAGUGUUGGCUCUGCUGUUGUGGCACUGGACCCUAUUGAGAAGGAGUGGAUGUAUUCAGCAGCAUGCGGCAGACUGCCUCACCUCACCCAGCUGCUCAAGCAGGACGCCUCGCUGGCCAACAAAAAAGAGUGUGUUUCUAUAACUGCUCUGCACUGGGCUGCUAAACACGGAAAGCAGGACAUGGCUGUCGCCAUGGCUGACGCUGGAGCCGACGUGAAUACCAAGGCUCAUCAGGACUCUGAAAAGAGCAAUUGCACUGAAUUACCAGGCAAUUACCAUGCUGUCGUUAGGGUUUGUUGCUGUAACCUCAGUUCAUUUGUGUCCUCUCGGUUAUGCUGUCUUUCGCUUUUCUCCCAUCUCCCCUUGGCUCCUACUCUGGCUCGGGUGUGUGCAUGCUCGGAUGGAUUUGUGGCAUGGGACGCACAGGGAGGAUACACACCUUUACACAUUGCUGCGCUUCAUGGUCACCGCCAUAUAAUUGAUCUUUUGAUCACCACCUAUGGAGCCAAAGAAAACCUGAGAGACUACAGUGGUCACCUGGCAUCCCAUUACCUGAACAUACAGAAGACGGUGGAGGAGCCCAGUGAUCUGAUUUCAGAGUACCACAGCCCAGCCCAAGUGAGCGAGAGGCGCAACAGGAAGCUCAGUUCACUUUUUCACUCACGGAAGAAGUGGGGAUCCGCAGAGGAGCUGGCUCCAGUGCCAGAAGAACGGACUGCCCCCCAACAGCUCACGAUCCCCGCUUUUAGACCCAGGAAGUUCUCCCGCUAGGACUGUGCUCACCGUGGCACCCCAAACUUUCCAUGGAUCAGUGUUAACAACAAUUUUCUUCACUUUCAAGGGUGUUUGUUGAUUCACCUUAUGUUUAUAUUCUUAUUUUGGUUUAUAUGGUGAGGUUUUAUUAAAAUACCCUUUUUUUUUUUUGCUCCUUUUUUGUUGUGUUGUACGAGAGGCAUUGAUUAAACACACGUUCACACCCGCUUGUUAUAUCAGGUUUGUUUAAUGAAUCUUCUGUUGCUGUCUCUUACACAAAUGCAAGCUGUGUUCUGUGGCGUCAGAUCAUGUGAGGUUGCUGAAUAUUUGUUACACGUGCCUGAUCCUUUUUCACAUACAAAAAACGCUGCCAGAGCUGCUCGCCUUUCUCCUCUUUGUUGGUUUGCCCUUGUAACUUUUUUUUUUCUGGUUUAAAAAAAACCUCAUUUGAGAUGUUUUUACAUUAUUUUUAAAAUGUUUCAUUAUUUAAAUUUUUUCUCAUAGUGGUUUUAUUGAAAAGUCUUAAAAGCAAAGGACUAACAGGGUCAUGCUGCUACCGUUCAUCUUUUCCUUUGGUCUACAGAAGCAUGUUCCACAUUGGUUGCUUGUUAUUUGGUUAUACAUUAUUUGCCGUCUAUAAUUAAUGAAAGGUAUUAUGUGUAAUAAUUUUCAAUAAGGUGUGAGAUUGAAUUUGUCUAGAAAUGGACCUAUUUUGUAAUGAUAAUUUACUAAACAGAGGAAAUGUAACAAUAUUCAUUUGUGCCUUGAGCUGGGAGUUUUCUUUGUUUCCUUAUUUUUUGCUAUUGAUUACUCCCGUUGUAGGGGUUCAGAAAAUUGUAAUGCUGUUUUGCACAUCAUUGUUUUUGGUGUGAGGAAAAAAAAAGAACUAUAAAUGAUAUUUUAUGCUU
This is a messenger RNA of Electrophorus electricus (electric eel), 2342 nucleotides long. The record is from RefSeq and is a predicted model, not a curated record. Lineage: Eukaryota; Metazoa; Chordata; Actinopteri; Gymnotiformes; Gymnotidae.